UUGCCUCCGCCUCCCUCCCCUCCUCCCUCAGGGCAGCCAUGGACAGUGCAGCUCCCAGUCCUGCUGUCUUGGUUUUCUCUUGGAUCUGAGAGGACUCUGGGGGGUAGUGCUCAGCUCAUACAAGGGGAAGCGGGAUGACAGGGGUCUGAGGACUUGCAGCUCUGCCAAGAUCAUUGCCACCUUCCCUGCCCACCCCUUUCCCCGGUGCUGGAAGCAGUUUUUAAUUUCUCUGAAUGAAGAACAGCCCCUUUUAUGUCUUCGGACAUUUCCCCCUAAGAUUUCUCAUCUCAAGGCCACUAGUCCCUAAUUAUCACCACGGAAGUCCUCAGUUUAGCUUUAGGUGCACAAAAGGUAGAGUGUCCAGUAGUUAGAAGUGGGGUGGGAAGGGAGGAAGUCAGACCAGGCCAAGCGUCAGGAAUUCCCGGUCUCCACUGGGGCACCCACUUGCUGAACAGUCUGAGCCAAGUCCUCCCUGAUGGGGAAAAGCCUGGAAUGGCCUCAAGAAGCAAAGGGGAAAACUCUCAAGUUAGCAAAGUCAGCAGGAGGUCCGCAUAUUCUACCUAGAAAGGCUGAGGAAAAAGAUGGGAGCUGGGAAGGAUUUGGGGGCAGGAAACAGAAUGGAAUAGGAAGCCAGAAGGUAGAACUUAGAAUUCAGAACUUGAGCUUGAACUGCAGAAUUUGGAAUAGAGAAUUGGGAAAAUAGAACAGAGGUGACAGAAGACCACUUGGGGAGGGGUUCCCAAUACAGGACAGUAGGAGAGAGGCUCAUCUGUUCUAUGUAAUGAGGUUGAGAACGUGGAUGUGUAGUGCUGGCCCUUCUGUGCAGGGAGAGUCUCCUGCCUUCCCUUCUUUCUUCCCACAGGCAAGCUACCGGCCAGGGCUUGUAUUUCCCUCACUCUGCAUUCCUUUUCUCCCUCUUCACAUUCUGUCAGCCCAACCCACAUUCUACUGGGCCACUGGAUGUGUAGAGUGGGGUCAGUGACUUUGGGAGCCUCCUCAGUUAUCCCUACACCUCAUGAACCUCUGGGUAGAUUGAUCCUGCCUCCCUUUCAGGAGAACUUAUGUUGGAGUCGCUGAUGGAACCAAUUAAAUAUUUACUAUAAACUACGGUGUUGUUUCUUCAUCUGCAGGGACCUUUGGCAGUUGCCUGCGGCAGAACUGAGCAGAGGGGGCCAGCUUCCCAGUUCCGCCUGGCUGAUCUAACUCUGGAGGGUAUUGGGUUCCGUGAGCUACUCUCUGGGAGGCAUCUUCAGCUCCUCCCAGGCCAGAAGGAACUCCCCUGUUAUGACCACUGAUUCAGGACAUCAGUAUUUCUACCUCUAGAUAAGUAGGAUCUACACCAAAAGUCCUGAGCCCUGUCUGUACAAUUCAUACCAGGGGUAGGAAACACUUGAGGCUGUCAAAUGCUGCAGAGCUGCCACUCUGCCCUGGGCAAAUUGGGCCUAAAAUGGGGGAAAUUAUUGAUGCUCCUGUGGGAAAAACAAGUCUAAGAUGGCAUUGAUGCCCACCCAGACUUGCUGCCCUCACUAGUGUGGGAUCUUAACGUGAACAUGACAGUGGUUAAGAAUCCAGGUUAUGGAGACAAACCCACAGCAGUCCAAGUCUUGGCACUACUACGCUGUUGUGUUAUUUUGGGCAUAACAAACAUUCAUUUAACAAAUACUUGGCAGGGUGCCUACUAGUUAUUCCUUUAGGCGCUGGGAAAAGAAUGAACGAAGCACUUAACAGUCUUUGACCUUAGCCUGUUUCCUGCUUUUAGAGGACAGCGCGAGAGCGUUGGCGGCUGGCACCCGCCCUGACAAGCCAAGCGCCCCAGCCUGCCCACUGCCAUCCCGCCCAGCCCCUGCCGGCUCGGCGCGCCUCACUUCCGGCCUCCAUGCCUCGCUUCCGGCUGGCCUCUCCUUCCUUCUGCUUCUCUAUGGCUCGCGGGCCGCAGUCGUUCCUGCCGGCGGAAGUGGCUCGCUUUCCCGGGCAGGUUCUGGGCGCCGUGCGGUGUUCAGCAUUAAGAUCACCCGUGUGCCAUCUAAGGCCAGAUCAUCUUCAUCAGCUUCCCCAGUGGAGUGCCUCCUGUGUUACUGUCCACAACGACCCCUGAGGUCUCUGCUGUUUCCUCCUGACCUCAUCAAACAACCAUGUCAUCAGAAUCAAGCAAAAAACGGAAGCCCAAAGUGAUCCGAAGUGAUGGAGCCCCAGCUGAAGGGAAGCGUAAUCGUUCUGACACUGAGCAGGUCAAGCCUGGAAUUCUCGUGGCUCUACAGAACUUGAGUAUCCACGUCAGAUUUAGCUUCAGCAUCCCAAGAAGCAACAAGCCUGUAAUAGACAUGAUUAAUGCAUGAACAGAGAAUGCACUCUAGUAUGGCGUGUCUCCAGUUUUCCUGAUGGUCAGAAGAAGGCAGUCCAUCUGCAGACGCCUCUGGAGCUUUGGCGACGUGGCAUCCCUGGUCUGCUGCAGAGACAGUGUCAGAACCAUAUGCCCGCAGAACAUCUGUAGCCUGAGAGCCCACAUGGAAGGUAAAUACUACAGUGAGGAGGCUGAGGUGGACCUGCGGGACCCAGGCAGAGACUAUGAGCUGUACAAGUACACAUGCCAGGAGCUGCAGAGGCUCAUGGCCGAGAUCCAGGACCUGAAGAGCCGGGGAGGCAAGGAUGUGGCAGUUGAGAUAGAAGAUCGGAGAAUCCAGAGCUGUGUGCAUUUCAUGACUCUGAAGAAGCUUAACCGAUUAGCCCACAUCAGGUUGAAGAAAGGAAGAGAUCAAACCCAUGAGGCCAAGCAGAAAGUAGACGCGUAUCAUCUGCAGCUCCAGAACCUGUUGUAUGAGGUGAUGCACCUGCAGAAGGAGAUCACCAAAUGUCUGGAGUUUAAGUCAAAGCACGAAGAAAUUGAUCUGGUCAGUUUAGAGGAAUUUUAUAAGGAGGCUCCUCCAGAUAUCAGCAAAGCUGAAGUCACCAUGGGAGACCCUCACCAGCAAACCCUUGCACGUCUGGACUGGGAACUGGAGCAGCGGAAAAGGCUGGCGGAGAAGUACCGAGAGUGCCUGUCCAACAAGGAGAAGAUCCUCAAGGAGAUCGAGGUGAAGAAGGAGUACCUGAGCAGCCUUCAGCCUCGUCUCAACAGCAUCAUGCAGGCUUCCCUCCCAGUGCAGGAGUACCUGUUUAUGCCAUUCGACCAGGCUCACAAGCAAUAUGAAACAGCCAGACACCUGCCGCCUCCCCUCUAUGUCCUCUUUGUCCAGGCUACUGCAUAUGGUCAGGCUUGUGCUCAUAUGAAAUCCUCCCAGCCCCCUAGACAGGAUAAGACGUUGUCCGUGGCAAUCGAAGGCAGUGUGGAUGAAGCCAAGGCUCUGUUUAAGCCUCCCGAGGACUCUCAAGAUGACGAGAGCGACUCAGAUGCUGAGGAGGAGCAGACCACGAAACGCCGGCGACCCACGCUUGGAGUUCAGUUGGAUGACAAGCGCAAAGAGAUGCUGAAGAGGCACCCACUGUCCGUCAUGCUGGACCUGAAGUGCAAAGAUGACAGUGUGCUUCACCUGACUUUCUACUACCUCAUGAACCUCAACAUCAUGACGGUCAAAGCCAAAGUGACGACUGCCACGGAGCUGAUCACCCCCAUCAGUGCAGGUGACUUGUUGUCUCCUGACUCAGUCCUGAGCUGUUUGUAUCCUGGGGAUCAUGGAAAGAAGACUCCAAAUCCAGCCAAUCAGUAUCAGUUUGACAAAGUUGGCAUCCUGACUUUGAGAGACUACGUACUUGACCUAGGUCACCCCUAUUUGUGGGUACAGAAGCUCGGUGGCCUCCACUUCCCCAAAGAACAGCCCCAGCACACGGUGAUUGCUGACCACUCACUGAGCGCCAGCCACAUGGAGACCACCAUGAAACUGCUGAAGACCAGGGUUCAGUCUCGCCUGGCCCUCCACAAACAAUUUGCGUCUCUGGAACAUGGCAUUGUGCCAGUUACCAGCGAUUGCCAGUACCUUUUCCCUGCAAAGGUUGUCUCUCGCCUGGUAAAGUGGGUGACGAUUGCCCAUGAGGAUUACAUGGAGCUGCAUUUCACCAAAGACAUUGUGGAGGCAGGACUGGCUGGAGACACCAAUCUCUACUACAUGGCUCUCGUGGAAAGAGGCACAGCCAAACUCCAGGCUGCUGUGGUGCUGAAUCCUGGCUACUCCUCCAUCCCACCCAUCUUCCAGCUCUGUCUCAACUGGAAAGGGGAGAAAACCAACAGCAACGAUGACAAUAUUCGGGCCAUGGAGAGCGAGGUCAACGUGUGCUACAAGGAGCUGUGUGGCCCCCGGCCCAGCCAUCAGCUCUUGACCAACCAGCUGCAGCGCCUGUGCGUACUGCUGGACGUCUACCUGGAGACGGAGAGCCACGAUGACAGCGUGGAGGGGCCCAAGGAGUUUCCCCAGGAGAAGAUGUGUCUGCGGCUUUUCAGGGGUCCCAGCAGGAUGAAGCCCUUUAAAUAUAACCAUCCUCAAGGAUUCUUCAGCCAUCGCUGACCUCCCGCUCAGCCUGUUGUUUCCCCCUAGGCCCCAAGUGCUGUGCCUCUGCUGUCUGCACUGGCCCACACAUGGCUCUUGAUAGUCUCCAAAGACAAGUGUUUUACUUUGAGCCUAUUAAAGUGCUGCCCGACCAAG
Messenger RNA from Equus quagga, 4634 nucleotides. It is a transcript of the gene THOC5, whose product is annotated as THO complex subunit 5. Gene Ontology annotation, biological process: mRNA export from nucleus; positive regulation of DNA-templated transcription, elongation. Gene Ontology annotation, molecular function: mRNA binding. The record is from RefSeq and is a predicted model, not a curated record. The transcript has 23 exons. Lineage: Eukaryota; Metazoa; Chordata; Mammalia; Perissodactyla; Equidae. Bases 2379 to 4496 code for a protein of 705 amino acids. Gene Ontology annotation, cellular component: THO complex part of transcription export complex.